AUGUGGUUCACCUGCUGAGUCCGUGUUUCCUGUCUCUUUGGGUAAUCAACUGUCCCUCGAACCUCGGAUCUCAACCCUAAACAGGCUUGCGCCUCUCAAGCAUCUCGGAACUGGCAUGCUCGACGAACCAAUUGCGUUGGCCUGAGAUCGUCCCUCGCAUGCGCGUACUUUUGCGGAGGACUGACCUGAUUCUUUACUUAGAAUAUUGUCGCUCAGCAUUUCAAUUUACAAAGCACAUCCGCCUGCAGCCCAUUCAAGAUGUCUAUUCCUAACGUUGCCCUGCAAAAGUUGCUUCAAGAAGUCGAGACGCAGGCAAUACUCUCGCAGCAGAAAAUCACCCAGACCCAGGCCGAACUCAGUACCAAACGACGCGAUGCACGAUUGAAUCUCCUUACCUCCAACGAGCUCAAAUCGCUAGACAAGGACACAAACGUAUACGAAGGAGUGGGAAAAAUGUUCGUUGCGGUGCCUGUACCGACGCUGAACAAGCGACUGGAGUCCGAGUCGACUACAUUGUCAAAAGACAUAUCGGACUUGGAAAAGAAAUUGCACUACCAAGAGACCACCUACAAGAAUAGCCGGCAACACAUUGAGAAGAUCUUGCAGACUGGAGCUCGGCCCUGAGGAACUCAGUGACUGAACCUCAUUUGCCAGCGCGUUGCACA
Exophiala viscosa is the source of this 665-nucleotide messenger RNA. Its product is annotated as prefoldin subunit 1. The coding region runs from base 259 to 624 and encodes 121 amino acids. Gene Ontology annotation, molecular function: protein folding chaperone. Gene Ontology annotation, biological process: protein folding. The record is from RefSeq and is a predicted model, not a curated record. Lineage: Eukaryota; Fungi; Ascomycota; Eurotiomycetes; Chaetothyriales; Herpotrichiellaceae. The transcript has 3 exons. Gene Ontology annotation, cellular component: cytoplasm; prefoldin complex.